Meleagris gallopavo (turkey) is the source of this 1212-nucleotide messenger RNA. The record is from RefSeq and is a predicted model, not a curated record. Lineage: Eukaryota; Metazoa; Chordata; Aves; Galliformes; Phasianidae.
GACGCAGCCUGGGUACCCAAUGGGGGCCAGGCUCUGCUGUCUCCAGCCCCAGGAGCGGUGGUGGGCCUGGGGCUGGGUGCCGGGGGCAGCAGGCUGGGCAGUGACUGGGUCACACUGCACAGCACAUCUUGGGGUAAGGCUGCUGCCCAGAGCCAGCUCCACACCUUUCCCUCUCCCUUAUCCCAUAUCAGGCAGGAUUUGGGGGUCUUGUUCAUGCUCCAACCCCGUGCUAUCCUGGGGGCUUAGAGACCAUGACCUGCUGUUGUUCUCACAGGAUCCAAGGUGCUGGUGUCUUGCCCUGCCUGGAGCGUGAGGUCCUGCGUGCUCAUCCGCCUCCCGACGUCACCAAUGCGACCAUGGGAACUGGCAGUGAAUAGGCGGCCUCCCUCUGCCCCUUUUAACCAACGUCGUUUCUCAGGGGGACCCUGCAGCAGCCCUGACCACCUCCGGCGAAGCCCCCCUGCCAGGCGUCAGUGGGGACGACGCGACCGACCUCUGGCAACCCUGCUGGGCCAGGAUGAGACCCAGCUGCACCCUGCCUUCCCCCAGCAGCCGCACAUCCCUGUAGAUGAGCCCCGCGCCUACGCUCUCCCCAGCACACCGCCACGAAUGCUGCACCCGGCCGCUCACCCACCCCACCAGAACCCAUUCAUGGUGGAUCUUCAUGACCAGGUGCACCAGGGACCUGUCCCUCUCUCCUACACGGUCACAACCGUCACGACGCAAGGCUUCCCCAUCCAUACCAGCCAGCACAUCCCUGGGUGCAGCACCCAGCAGCUCCCAGCAUGCUCAGUGAUGUUCAGCGGACAGCAUUACCCGCUCUGCUGCCUCCCACCCCCGUUGAUCCAGGCAUGCGCCAUGCAACAGCUCCCAGUCUCCUACCAGACGUUCCCUCCAAUCAUCUCCAGCGACCAUUACAUCCUGCACCCGCCCCCGCCGCCAGUGCCCCCCCACCAGCCGCCCCACAUGGCUCCCUUGGGGCAGUUUGUGCCUCUCCAAGCCCAGCACCCACGAAUGCCCCUGCAGAGGAUAGACAAUGAUGUGGACCUGCGAGGGGAGCAGCACCCCAUUGCUGGCUUCACAUACCCCCCGUCCCACCAUGCUCCCACGCUCUCCCCCUCCGUGCCGCUGCAUUACCUCCCCCACGACCCGCUGCACCAAGAGCUGCCAUUCGGCGUGCCAUACCCCCACAUGAUGCCCCGGCGGCUGAAC